Messenger RNA from Myxozyma melibiosi, 941 nucleotides. RefSeq lists its product as uncharacterized. The record is from RefSeq and is a predicted model, not a curated record. NCBI's taxonomy places the organism in Eukaryota, Fungi, Ascomycota, Lipomycetes, Lipomycetales, Lipomycetaceae. The transcript has a single exon. Bases 50 to 901 code for a protein of 283 amino acids.
GUCGUCGUCGUCUUCGUCUUCGUCGUCUACGGCGUCGCGGACGAGGGAGAUGAGCACGGCCAGUGCUCGUCAGCAACACUCGCGCCAGCCGUCGACCGACAGCGUAGCGACCACUGUCUCGACCUCGUCGACGUCGAGCAAGACGCAUCGCCGCAACGCGUCGUCGUCGACGGUGUCGGAUUACGAGCGCAAGAAGGCGCUCAAGAAUCUCGAGACAAGUCCGACGGAUCAGGAUCGACUGGGUCCGCGGUUCGCCAACGACGACAAGGAGACUAAGAAGAAAUCGCGGUUCAAGAAGAUGCUCUCGUUCAUUGCGCCGCAGCAGCAGUCGUCGACGACAGCCCCCGUCUACGGACCUCCUACGCCGGUGUCGUAUAUUGUCACUUCUACUUCUACAUCUCCCGUGAGCACGAAGAGCAUGAAUUCUUCGAUUCCGGCUCCGUCGCGAACGUCAUCACACGACAGCCGCCGCUCGAGUCGCGCGGUGGAUUCAGUCGACGUGAUGGAGUAUAACUUUUUGAACGAGUCAAUCUACAAAAAGCAGGCGACGGCGGGAAGCCAGCAAGAAGCCGAGGACGACGACGACAACACGUCGAUCCGGUCGACGGCCUCGUCGGUGUCGAAAGCGCUGCGGCGGUUCUCGACCGGGCUCUCGUCGCGGCGGCCGUCGAAGGUGUCGAGCAUGUCGAGCUUGAAUAACGGGUCGUCGUCAAACUCGAGCUCGACGGCUAGUAGUGUGCGGGAUAGCGUUGUGAUUGCGGACGAAGGCGAGGAUGACGAUGACGCGUCGCAGUAUGAGACUGUGCGGAUGUAUGAGCCUGUGAAGAAUCCUGCUGUUAUUCCAAAGAGUAUUUUGAAGAGUAUGUGUGUGUGUUUGUUCAGAUUCGGAAUGCGCUGCUAAUAUCUUAUUAUGUAUAGAUCCCCAUCAAGGACAGCAGGUA